UUCUUGGUCAGUUUUCAGGCUUGAAACAGGUCUUUCUGGGAAUAAUGGAUAAGUUUCGGAUGAUGUUCCAGUUCUUGCAGGCCAAUCAGGAGUCGUUUAUGAACGGUAUCUGUGGUAUAAUGGCCCUGGCCAGCGCUCAGCUUUACUCCUCUUUCGAGUUCACCUGUCCGUGUCUCCCGGAGUACAACCUCGCCUACGGCCUGGGGAUCCUGCUCAUUCCGGCUGUGUGGUUCUUCAUCCUGGGCUUUGUGCUCAAUAACAACAUUUCGAUGGUGACGGAGGAGUGGAGGAGGCCCGCAGGAGCGCGCAGGAAGGAGCCGCGCGUGCUGCGCUACAUGCUGUGCUCGAUGACGCAGCGCGCGCUCAUCGCGCCCUCCGUGUGGAUCGCCGUGAGUCUGAUGCACGGGGAGAGUCUGCUGUGCGCGUGCAGCGCCGCCGCUGACCUGCGCCGCUUCUUCAACCGGAGCCGCGCCGCGCCGCCCGAGCGAGAGCUCGCGAGAUUACUGGCGCGAAUUCCCUGCGAGAACGUGUUCGACGGGCACGAGCUCAUCUCCCGCGAGGCGGCGAGCAGGUACAUCCGGUGCAUGUCACAGGCCUGUGGAUGGACAUUUUUGCUGAUUGUCACUUUGGUGGCCUUUAUGGUAAGAGGGAUCAGACCAUGUUUUACACAAGCAGUCUUCUUGAAAAGCAAGUACUGGUCCCAUUAUAUUGAUACAGAGCGCAGGCUCUUUGAUGAGACGUGCAGAGAACACGCCAAGAGCUUUGCCAAGGUCUGUAUACAGCAGUAUUUUGAAAGCAUUAGUGGUGAAAUGGUGGUGAAACAUAAUGAUGAAGAAACACACACAAAUGAAGAAGAGAAGCUCCUAGGCAUCCGUGAAAAGGAGGACAUGAACAGAGUUCUGUGGAACUGGCAUACCUGUAAACCCCCGCUACACCUUCACAAACGAGGAAAAGAAGAAAGCAUGAGUGAACACUCAAGCAUUCAUGCUCACAGUAAUGACUGUCAUAGUCACAAAUCGAUAAAGAAUGGAUAUAAAAUCUGA
Molecule: messenger RNA, 1043 nt
Organism: Colossoma macropomum (tambaqui)
Lineage: Eukaryota; Metazoa; Chordata; Actinopteri; Characiformes; Serrasalmidae
Gene: calhm1a
Product: calcium homeostasis modulator 1
Exons: 2
Coding region: 45-1043 (332 amino acids)
Molecular function (GO): monoatomic cation channel activity
Source: RefSeq, a predicted model, not a curated record